Raphanus sativus (radish) is the source of this 980-nucleotide messenger RNA. Its product is annotated as peptidyl-prolyl cis-trans isomerase FKBP17-3, chloroplastic. The transcript is spliced from 3 exons. The coding region runs from base 215 to 910 and encodes 231 amino acids. The record is from RefSeq and is a predicted model, not a curated record. Gene Ontology annotation, molecular function: peptidyl-prolyl cis-trans isomerase activity. Gene Ontology annotation, cellular component: chloroplast. Lineage: Eukaryota; Viridiplantae; Streptophyta; Magnoliopsida; Brassicales; Brassicaceae.
UCAAAGGAAAAGCCUACAUAAACGUUUUCUUUUUUUUUCUCUGGUCUUUGGUUCAGCUUCAGCUUGUGAUUAGAGCUAUAAAAAAAAUCUCGUUGACAUGAAAACCGCUGUCUUAUUGAAGUCAUCAUCCACCACACAAACAAGAUAACGUUAUAUUCAGAUAUACACAGUUGUGUAUGUUUUCUAACAUUGUAUUUUUAAUUAUCCUCUCAAAAUGGCGUCUCUCUUCACCGCCACGGCUCCUUCGCACCACCGCUUCCUAUCUCCUCCUCAACAUCCCAGAAAGAACCUUCCAUCUCAGCCACUAAGCGUCUCCUUCACGGAGAAUCCGGCACCGGAGGCAGUCGCAUUGCAGCAGCAGCAGAUGACGGAUUGGGUGGCUUCCCCGGUGACGCGGCGGUUCGGUAUCGGCGCUGGAUUUACAUGGGCGGGGGUUCUAACUUUCGGAGCUGUCUCUGAGCAGAUGAAGUCACAACUCGAUGUGUUCCAGGAAGACAAUAACACAAGAGUUCUAGAAAAGCAAGAAGAGAUUAUCUUACCAAACGGCAUAAGGUACUAUGAUCUACAAGUUGGAAGUGGAGCUACUCCAAGCUCAGGUUACUUGGUUGUGUUUGAUGUCAAGGGGCAAGUACAUGGAACAGAACAAGUGUUUGUCGACACUUUUGGAAGCAAGAAGUCACUUGCGAUGGUAAUGGACUCAAGACCAUAUAGCAAGGGACUAUGCCAAGGGAUAGAGUAUGUUCUGAGGUCAAUGAAGGCUGGAGGUAAACGCAGAGUGAUCAUCCCACCAUCCUUAGGGUUUGGAGAUCAGAAUGUCGAAUUCGGACAGGGUUUGCAGAUUCCUCCAUCUGCCACACUUGAUUAUAUCAUUGAGGUUGAUACAGUGUAUUGUUUCCAAACCAUUGUAUGAGAGAUUGUGAAGCGAAUAUGUGUGUGUGUGCAGAGAUCCCUAAAAUAAUCAAAGAACGUUUUUUCGUAUA